AUGCGCUGGAACUUGCGGCCAAGCGUGCCUGCGAUCGACUUGGCAAGAGACGUUUUCCCCACGCCGGGUGGUCCUGUUAGCAGGAGAAUCGGUGCUUUCAAAGAUGGUUGCACAGGUUUGGUAGCAACGUCGUCAGAAAUAAACUCCGGCUCCGCUUUGGAAACGUUGCGGUCCAUGUCUUGGAAACUGAUCUCGGUAUCGUCUCUUUGCCACGGCAUGUCCAUCACCACCUCUAGGUACGUUCUUAGAACCUGGUACUCCGACGAGCUGGAUUGCAUCUGUUUCAAGCGCUGGAAGUCCUUUGUGAUGAGCCGUUUUCCGUCGUCGUUGAUUGCGAAAUGGUCGAUCGACUCGAUGAACUGCUGGAACGGUUUCAAGUCGUCGUCCUCUUCGUCCUGGGCCCUGCGAGCCGACGGUUUGGCCAACCCAAUCUGUUCCACCAACGCACGCAGGUUUUUCAGGUGGCUCGAUAUGAAUUGCGACCGCGCAAGGUUGCCGUGGGACUUGCCGUUCUUGAGAUCCAGAUCAGACCAUAUUUCGUUCAGAUAG
Messenger RNA from Ogataea philodendri, 549 nucleotides. RefSeq lists its product as uncharacterized. NCBI's taxonomy places the organism in Eukaryota, Fungi, Ascomycota, Pichiomycetes, Pichiales, Pichiaceae. The transcript is spliced from 2 exons. The record is from RefSeq and is a predicted model, not a curated record. Bases 1 to 549 code for a protein of 182 amino acids.